Messenger RNA from Cuscuta epithymum, 735 nucleotides. The record is from the annotation of a GenBank genome assembly. Lineage: Eukaryota; Viridiplantae; Streptophyta; Magnoliopsida; Solanales; Convolvulaceae.
CAUUAAUCAUCAAUCCAUAUUCUUCCAAAUAAAAAAUUGCACUGCUCAAGUUUGGCUAUGCCUUCACGGGAAUCUGAAUCUAAAUCGAGUUCUCCCAGUGGAUCAUCAAGCACAGAGUCACUUUCAAUUACCAAGACAUUUUUGACAGAUGAUAAUUUUGAUGAAGAAUCAAACUCUUUUGUGGUUCAAACUGCGGCUGUUCAGGUUCCAAUUGUACUUUCUACACUUUUAGCGGGUAAUAAACGUCCACAUGGGGGGUCAACAAUUGGUAGAAAAUAUAUUCAUCGUGAUAGGAAAGAUCGCCAUGAUUUAAUUAAAAAAGAUUACUUUAGUGGUGAGAAGUCCAAGUACAUCGUGGAUAAAUUUCGUCGCCGAUUUCGCAUGGAUAUUGAGCUGUUCGAAAGAAUUUUGCAUGCGGUCGAGAAUUAUGACAAUUACUUUACGCAAAAAGUUGAUGCGGUUGGAAACAUAGGGUUGAGUCCUUUACAAAAAGUUGUAGCAGCUAUACGAAUGCUUGCAUACGGUUGUUCAGCCGAUUCUCUUGAUGAAUACGUUCAAAUUGGUGAAAGCACUGCAAUUGAGUGCUUAAAAAAGUUGUGUGAUGCUAUAAUAGGAUUGUAUGAAGAAAAAUAUAUGAGAAAACCAAAUAAAUAUGAUAUCGUAACUCUAUUAGAAGAGAGUGAAGCUCGAGGGUUUCCGGGAAUGCUUGGUAGUCUAGAUUGUAUACAUUGGCAC